Diorhabda sublineata is the source of this 2567-nucleotide messenger RNA. Its product is annotated as death-associated protein kinase related-like. Gene Ontology annotation, biological process: protein phosphorylation; intracellular signal transduction; positive regulation of apoptotic process. Gene Ontology annotation, molecular function: ATP binding; protein serine/threonine kinase activity. Lineage: Eukaryota; Metazoa; Arthropoda; Insecta; Coleoptera; Chrysomelidae. The transcript is spliced from 5 exons. Bases 427 to 1629 code for a protein of 400 amino acids. The record is from RefSeq and is a predicted model, not a curated record. Gene Ontology annotation, cellular component: nucleus.
AUUCUCUAUCCUCGAACCUCGAGUGGAAAUCGUUAAGCUUCGUAUUUGUUAGUUGUGGCAAAUCUGAAUUUAGUCAGUUUGUUGUUAGAGAGUGUGUAGUGCUGGAGGGGCAUAGCAAGCUGUGUUCGAUAUAUUUAUCGGCUUGAUUGUGUUCUCUGUUUUUCAUGUUUUCUUUCGUGCUUUCCUGUCCCGUACAUUAUUAAAGAAAAGUAUAAUUUUGAAUCGAUAAAUAUGUAAAACUGUGUACCGUGUUUAGUUGGAUAUUUGUUAAACCAUUCAAAAUUUGAAAAUACCCUACCAAACAUAAUAUUUGACAGCUGUUGAAAUUAUAGUUGAUCAGGUAGAAAGUUCGUUAACGUUUGUUCGAAACUGUCGAAGUUGACGUUUUUAGUUUGUUUAUAAGUGAUUAAUUUUUUUAUAACAAAUAUGUUGGGAUUUACUCCUUCUAAAGAUGGACUAUUACAAAUCAAAGAUGAUCUACUCUCUUCUUUGGUCCAGAAGGAACCUAUUACAGGAGUAUACGAUUUGGACAAAACACCACUUGGCAGGGGAAAAUAUGCAACUGUUUGGCGUGCGGUACACAAAAAAACGGGAACGGCUUACGCGGCGAAAUUUGUGAAAAAGCGACGAAGAAAUCAGGACCAAAUGAAGGAAAUCGUUCACGAAAUAGCCGUUUUAAUGCAAUGCAAAUCAACCAAUAGAGUGAUAAGGCUACACGAAGUAUAUGAAUCCGUCACCGAAAUGGUUUUGGUAUUAGAAUUAGCCGCAGGCGGCGAACUCCAGCACAUACUCGACGUUGGACAGUGUUUAGGAGAGGUAGAGGCUCGUAAAGCUAUGAAGCAAAUUCUAGAAGGUGUGGCCUACUUACACGAUAAAAAUAUUGCUCAUUUGGACCUCAAACCACAAAACCUACUGCUAUCGGUACAAGACUGCUGUGAUGACAUCAAACUCUGUGAUUUUGGUAUAUCAAAGGUACUUAUGCCUGGAGUAGCAGUACGAGAAAUAUUGGGUACUGUUGACUAUGUGGCGCCAGAAGUACUCAGCUACGAACCUAUAGGUCUCAGCACCGAUAUAUGGUCAAUAGGAGUACUAGCUUACGUUCUCUUAUCAGGCUACAGCCCCUUUGGAGCCGAUGACAAACAACAAACUUUCCUGAACAUUUCCAAAUGUUCACUAUCAUUCGAACCCGAACAUUUUGAAGACGUUUCCAGUGCUGCGAUAGAUUUCAUCAAAAGUGCCCUUAUCGUUGAUCCAAGGACUAGACCAUCUAUCCACGAAAUGCUAGACCAUCCUUGGAUAUCUUUGAAAAGCAAUAUUCCCCAUACCAUAACUUUGAAUGCAUGUGAACACCAAAAUAAACAAACAAACAACCUUACCCCCAAAUCGACGCCAAUAACUCAGCGCAAGAGUUUUUCCUGUAUUAGCGACACAACGAAACAGUCAGGACAACGCAAAACCACUUUCUGCACAGACACAUUGAACGGCAGUUUCACAGACUCCUCGUCAGUUCGUACGUACACAGUUUCAACCAAUUGUUUGUGUCCUCAAUGUGGUACGACAUGUCGUCACAUCACGCAUACGCCAGUGACUAAAACUACCAUCACUAUAGAUCGAGGCAUUCUGUGCUAGCUGUCGGUUUUGUCACAAUCACAAAGUAACCGGAAUUGGCACAUUUAGAUUUUUGUAUGGAAGCCAUGUCAAAAUCGACAUUUAUGUCAUUGUUACUUUAAUAUAAGGUUUAUGUAAUAUCAUGGUAUCUAAUUAGAUAGAUUCCAGUUACAAUCUAAAUUGGGAAAGGUACACAUUUUAUCAUAACUAUUAAAUAAAAAUUGUAUAAGGGUUAAAAAGCAGAGUACUAUUUACGCAUCAUUUGGAUUAAUAUAAAAACUUUAAUUUCUAUCAGUUUUUUCAAACAACCUUCAAUUCAUAUUAUAUACAUCCACAGUAAUGAAAUAAGCAGGACUCCAAGCUGUAAAAUGUCAAUUUUAAUAAGGCUUUUUAUUUCAAAUCACAUCCUCGGUAUAUUUUAAUACAAAACUGAUGAUUUAAUAAGAAUUAUUGAUGUAGCUCAAACCAAUUUAAUAAGGGAUGAAUACUCGUUGUUAAAGAAAACUUAUCCCACUGUUUCUUGCCACUACACCAACACUUAUAAUUACAUUUUCUGUAACACCACAUUUCUUUGAACUUCAGAGUCUGAAGACUUUGUAAUUAUAAGUGUUAUUGUAAUGGUAUAUAGUAUGGUAUAGAUAUCGCCAACAGUUCCAGAAACUCCAACGUUUUUCAAAGUAUAUUUCCAAUAAAAAUAAUAUACAAUCAUUUCUCUUUCUAGCUUAAACUUUGAAAAUAUUAUUAGAAAAGUUGUAAUAAUGCAUAGAAUAUUUGAUAAAUACGAUUUUUGACAUCGGCGUAUUCCAUCAUUUCUUUUAAGCCAAACAGAUGUUUAUUUGUGCUAUUGUUGGGAUGUACAGUGCUAUUUGUAUUUAAGUAUGAGUAAUUUAUAUUAUUUUGUUGCUUUAAUUUACUUUAAUUUGGUGUGUACCUAAAUAAAGUUAUUUGUUAAUUUCAAA